GAGCUCGGGCGAGUCCGGCGGCGCGCGUUCCACGUGACGCGGGGCCGCGCGUCCCGCCGCCAUGUUCCCAUCUGUCGCUCGGCGUCUUCGGAGCUCGACGGCCGCAGCUGCCGCGCGCUCCUCUGGCUGCUGUGCCCGCGUGUAGUGCGUGCUGCGUCUAGCCCCUCGCCGGCGGCCGGCCCGCCCGCCCGCCGUGAGAGAGAGAGAGUGCGUGUGUCGUGGUGUGCGCGGAGUGCAACAGGCGGGCGCCACGCGUGGAGCUUCGACCGACGCGGCGGCAGUGGUGGAUGUGCGCGCCCAACAAUGUGUUCAUGCGCAUGCGAGCUGCGACCCGCUGGAUGUUUGAUGUGUGCGUCGUCUGCCCAGUGCACAGUGUGAGAACGAGCGGCGGCUGCGGUAACAUGUUUGAAUCUGUGCUCGUCCGGCGUGGCUGUUGUAGUCGCGCUCGUUCCAAGUUGUGAUGUUGGAGGGUACUUGCUACAUAAUGAUUGGUUUGGUUAGUGAAGCCAGUGUCUCGUGUAGUGAACCGUACACACAAGAAGCACGAUUGUGAUUUUGUUUGUUUGAUUGUUAUGCCAAAAUGAUGGUGGAAAUCCCUGUGAAUUUCUGGUCAUCGCCUUCGUUUGGAUUUACAUCCAGGUGCUGUGGAGAAACCGUCUGUUCAAAAAGACAUAGCCAGUCGAGCUUGAAACUGGAACAGAUUAAAGAAAACUCUUCGUCGCUGCAGCAGCAGAAGGCUGCCAACCAGGAGCCUGUCGGAGGCGGCGAGUGGGGCUUCGGCCAGACGCUCUUCAGCGCCUCGGACUGCCGAGAGCUGCUCAGCGAAACAGCUCGGUAG
This is a messenger RNA of Gryllus bimaculatus (two-spotted cricket), 838 nucleotides long. Lineage: Eukaryota; Metazoa; Arthropoda; Insecta; Orthoptera; Gryllidae. The record is from the annotation of a GenBank genome assembly.